Bursaphelenchus okinawaensis is the source of this 3253-nucleotide messenger RNA. NCBI's taxonomy places the organism in Eukaryota, Metazoa, Nematoda, Chromadorea, Rhabditida, Aphelenchoididae. The record is from the annotation of a GenBank genome assembly.
AUGAGUCGUGCUUGUGAAGUGUGUAAAGCACCAUCUACAGAAAAGCACUUUGGUGUCCGAACGUGUCGACCUUGUAAGAUAAUUCUUAAACUUCAAUAAUUAUUGUUCAGUUCUCUAUAAUAACAAAGUGCAUAUAUCAUAUGUCAUUUAGAAGCUGCUAGAAAGCAUGAAUUUAAAAUUUUUUAAAAUUGAAUUAUGAAAAAAAUUAAUUAUAGGCGCAGCCUUCUUCAGACGUUCGUGUAUCCAAGAACGAAAGUACACGUGUAAUUUGAAUGGAAAUUGUAAUGUUAAUCAAUGUGAGUUUUUAAGUCUGUCUACAAACUGUCGUUACUAUGAGAAUUUUCAAAACUUUUUUGAAAGCCAUAGUUAACCAAACUAUUAUAUUAUUAUUAAUUAUACUUUAUUAUAUUUUUCAGCCGUUCGAAUCCUAUGCCCAGCUUGUCGAUUUCAACGCUGUAAAGACGUCGGUAUGCUGCAGGAUAGUAAGUUUCUUCAGCGUAGAGAAGGUUAGAGUAGGAUGAGGUAGAGUAGAACAAGAUGGAAUCGUAAUAGCAAUAGUAGGUUAGGAUAAGCGUAGAGUAGGUAUAAAUGGUUCAGGUAAGAAGAGUAGGGUAGGAUAGGGUAAGAUGAAAGCCCAGUAAGGCGAGAAUGAGCUACAGUAAGAGUACAAUACAGAAGAUGCAGUAAAGUCACUUAGUACACAAGAGGGUAGAGCUAGGUAGGGUCAAGUGGGAAGACUAGGGUAAAGUAGGGUAAAAUGAGGCUAGGUAGGGUCAGAAGGAAAGGGUACGGUAGAGUAACGUCAGGGCCGAGAAAUGAAAAACUAAAGCACGGAGGCAGGGAAAGGCAAGGCAAGGCAAAGCAAGGCAAUCAAAGUCAAGUCAAUUCAAGGCCAAGCCAAGGCAAGGCAGAAUUCAGCUUAUAAGCCUAAAACUUAAAGUUUUCAGAAAUCCGAACCAACUUCGACAAGACCGGUCCAAAAAAGCGUCUCCUAAAACAAGAAUACCAAGAGCCUUCUACCUCAACAGAGCCUACAUUACUAGAGAAAUGGACCAAAUCUUAUCAACGGUUUCUAGAAGACACCAAGAACUGGUACUACUCGGUGCAUCCAGACGAGAUCUUCAACAAUAAUGUCAGUUUCAGUAAGGGAACGUUGUUGGAGUUCUGUAACGUGGAACGUUGUCAUCAGGUCUAUGUGUUUCGGAUGCUUGAGGGUCAAUUUGAUGAAUUGCCUUGUUUAGGCAAACAGGACAGGGUAUGGUAAUUUUUUUGUGAAUUAUUUUGUAUUUUAGGUAGAUCCAUUAAUUUUUUCGUUUUUUAAACAAAAAUUUAUUUUUUUAUAAUUUUUUAGUUAUAUUAGCUUGUUCAAAAAUUCCGAGCCACUAAUCGGGCGAAUUUGCUAUACGAAGUAGCUCAAACUUAAUUGAACAACCUAAUACUUGAUGAAAAUCCGUUAAUUCUUUCGCUUUUUGAGCCAAAAUUACAUUUUUUUGAAAUUAUUGGCUUGUUCAAAUAAUCCUGGGCCCCCGAAAACUUGCUUUGAAAGGUAGCUCAAACUUAAUUGAACAACUUACUACCCAUUUUUUGAAAAUCCAUUAAUUCUUUCGUUUUUAGAUAAAAAUCUUCAACGACGUGCUAAGCCAAUUCACCAGCCUAAGCGAGUUUUAUUUGAACCGCCUCUACUUCCCAAAUGACCGACGAAAACUUUUCUUACACUGGGGAUCCUACCUUGAUCUAGACGAUCUGGAGUUCUUCUAUUCUAAAGAGUACAUCGCUACUACUGCACAGUAAGUUUGUCACAGGAUUAGCACAUCUCUACGAUUCAUACACUACCCUACCCUACCUACCAUAUCCUACCCUACCCUACCUACCAUAUCCUACCCUACCCUACCCUAUCCUACUCGACUCUAUCCUGCCCUGUCUUGCCUUGCACCGCUCUGCCCUGCCUUGCCACCCGACAACACCCUUCCCAACCUAUAUAUACCUGCCCUGUCCGAUUCGAUCUUACUCUAUCCUUUGCUGUUCUACCCUAACCUACCCUUAUUUGCCUACCAACCCUUUUAUACCGUGUCUUACAGUACACUUAAAACAUUUUUACUCAAGCACUAUUGUACUCUCGCGUACAGUAUAACAUAUGCUAUACCGUAACAAGUUUCUUUUAUUCGAUUUUUCACAUAAUUCUGUGCUCUCAUCAAAUUUUCGGGGUUACAGGGCAAAGAAUUAUCUGAACAACCUGGCUGUUACCCUAAUCCUAGCUCAUAAUCACGCUCACAAUCCACCCUGCCUGUCUGAUUCACCUUCACCACCCCCUCCUGCUAACGCUCCCUUUGGUUUCAAUCUCACGCUUUUUACUAACCCAACCCAUCCAAGACUGGAUAUAAUUGUUGUAGAGGGAUCAAUUUCAGAUUGCUCAAGACCUACAGGACCAAGCUCUUCAAAUUGGCCAACAAAAUGAGAGAUAUAGCCAUAGACGAGGUGGAGAUAGCUGCUUUGACUGGACUAGUCUUUUAUAGGGAAGGUGAGACAAAUUUGAAUAUUGAAAGUUUGAAAAUGGCUUUAAAAUACGAAAUAAUUAAUGGAUUUACAAUAAAAACUUUUUAUUUGAUUUUGCGGUCAAAAAGUUUUUAGAAUUAAGCAUUAUGAGUGAGCUUGGUCCCCCCUGUGGAUAUUUCUAUGAACUUUUUGACCAAAAAUUUUUUUUUGAAAAAAUAGGUUUUUUGGAACUUGAAAUGCCAUUUUUAAACUAAUACACCUUUAUAAAAAGGGCACUUUAGCUUACUGUAACUAUAAACAAUGUCAUUUCAACUUACAACAACUAUAAAUACAUAAUGCCAUUUUUAACCCAAUACACUUAUAAAAAAUGUAAUUUUAACUCCCUAUAGCUAUAAAUAAUGCCACUUUUAACCCAAUGUACCUUUAAAAACUGUGAUUCCAAUCCACUAUACCUAUAAAAAAUCUCAUUUCAGUCCACUGCCACCUAGAAUGCCAAGACGCAGUAGCCGACCCGACCGAAGCCCUGAUUAUCAACCUGACAGAUUACUGUAACACAAAAAUGUGUCGACAAAAAGCGCUAAUCCGAGUGGGCAUGUUACUGAACUACUUGAGAGAUCUACACGAAUCAGUUUUGAUCUUGCGUGAAGCUGAAGUCAUCGUCAUGAUGACCAACAACUUCAUUCGAAGUACGACGGCACAGCCAACGAUUCAAGAGAACAUUGAGGUCAAAGUUGAGACGUCUGAGUUCACUGAAUUGUAA